Dalotia coriaria is the source of this 15471-nucleotide messenger RNA. Its product is annotated as low-density lipoprotein receptor-related protein 2-like. Gene Ontology annotation, biological process: receptor-mediated endocytosis. The record is from RefSeq and is a predicted model, not a curated record. Lineage: Eukaryota; Metazoa; Arthropoda; Insecta; Coleoptera; Staphylinidae. Gene Ontology annotation, molecular function: hormone binding; protein binding; calcium ion binding. Gene Ontology annotation, cellular component: plasma membrane; apical plasma membrane; signaling receptor complex.
CCGCGGUGCCGAAGAGAUCGCGCUCAUCUUAUUCUCUCUUCUCUCGUGCGCCACCCGAAUCCGCUCUUCACUCCAGUGUGACGAGUUGAAAACUUUUACGUCUAAUCAUUUAUUUCGACGCGCAUUUGUUGGAUAUUUAAAUACGAAAUAAAUUCAGUGUGUUACAAUCUCAAUGUGUUUAAGAACGGAUAUGAUGUGAUAUGAAUUUACUAUGAUCAAAUUUUAAGUUGUUGGACUUCAAAGUGUGUGAGAGUGUGUGUAUUUUGUGUGUUGUUGAGUGAGGUACAAGGAAUACACGCAGUGGUGUUUGAACACCGGUGCGCACAAUGGGGUGUUCGCGGCGGACGCCGGCCGCCUCCGCCGCCGUCGCCGCCGUCAUCGCGACGCUGCUCGUCGCGUGGAGCGGCGUGUGCGUGGACGCCGACGUUCGUAUAUCACCAGGAGGUGAUCCUGCAGUAGUAUGUCCGUCAGGAAUGUUUCAAUGUCCAGAAGGAAAGUGUAUACCCUCUCUGUGGGUGUGCAAUUACCACAAGGAUUGCGAAAACGGCGAGGACGAGCUGCAAAAGUGCCCACCGCCCGAUUGCGACCAGGGUCAGUUAUCUUGUCGGCAGUACAUCUUUAACAAGACUUACUGCUUUCCUUCUCAUCAUCGCUGUGAUAUGCAGGUCGAUUGUGUCGACGGGUCGGACGAAACCGAUUGCGUGUAUAGAAAAUGCCAACAGGACGAUUUCCACUGUGGUAGUGGUGGCGUUGGUCCACAAUCCAGUCCUUGCGUGCCAAAGGAGAAGCGCUGCGACGGAUACUACGACUGUCGGUCUAAAAAGGACGAAGAGGGUUGUCCAGGUUUGUCCUGUUCGUUGGAUCAGUUCCGCUGUGCCAAUGGCCAGAAGUGUAUUGAGAGUGCGAAGAAGUGUGACCAUCAUGCGGAUUGUACAGAUAACAGUGAUGAAAUUGGUUGCAAUUUUCCGCCCUGUCAUGGUGGACAGUUUCGUUGUGCCAAUGAGCAAUGCAUUCCCGGCGGCUUUCACUGUGAUGGUUACAAUGAUUGCCACGAUAACUCUGACGAAGUGAAUUGUACAACGAUUCCAUGCCAGGAUAACAAAUUUCUGUGUCCGAAAGGUGGGCCUGGUGGUAAACCGAAAUGUAUCGCCAAGAGUCAACUCUGCGAUGGAAAGAAUGACUGCGAGGAUAAUGCAGAUGAAGAACAAGCUUGUUCUCAUCAUUCGUGUCCAUCUCUUGGCUGUGAAUACAAAUGCCAAGCGUCACUCACAGGCGGUGCUUGCUACUGUCCUGAUGGUCGCAAACUUGCACCUGAUAAUAAAACCUGCGUGGAUCGCAACGAAUGCAACGAAUGGGGUUUCUGUGACCAAUAUUGCUCCAACACCGAUGGUAGUUACAGCUGUGCUUGUGCAGUAGGAUACGCCAAGCAAGAUAAGAACCGUUGCGCAGCCACCAAUCCUAAUGAUAUGAUGCUUUUCUUCGCUCAUGAUAAGUCAGUUUACCGAAUGAAUUCACGCGGGGAAGAUGUUAAGGUCAUUGCUAAUACGACGGGUGCCAGUGGAUUAGAUUAUCACUUCGGUCAAAAUCUAAUCUUUUGGAGCGACAUUAAAACGAAGAAGAUUCACGUGCAACAAAUGAAUGCUUUACCAAAUAGUUUUCCAACUGUGCAUGAACUACACAUCUCUCUACCAGGAUCUUGGAUGCCGUCUGCCAUUGCUGUGGAUUGGGUGGGUGAUAAACUUUAUGUUGCGGACACCAUUGGUCAAAAGAUUGAUGUUUUUGAGUUGACUGGAAGGUGGCACGCCAUCGUGCUCGGAUCAAAUUUAACCAGUCCUGUAGACAUUGCUUUGGAUCCACUUUAUGGGUACCUAUUUGUUGCUGAUAACUCUCAAGUUGUAAGAGCUAACAUGGACGGAACUGACGCACACGCCAUUGUUUCGGAAGCAGCGUACAAAGCUUCCGGUAUUGCUGCAGACAUAAUUGCAAAGAGAAUAUUCUGGUGUGACUCUUUAUUGGAUUAUAUUGAUACCGUUGAUUACAAUGGAGAAAGGCGCUUCCAAAUUAUCCGCGGGCAAUCGGUACCUAAUCCAUCUAGAAUUGCACUGUUUGAAAACCGAGUCUUCUGGACGGAUGGUACCAAGCAAGGCAUUAUGUCAGUUGAUAAGUACGAAAGCUCCAGUAGUAUUCAAUCGAUUUACAAGAUGAGAGACAUUCGUGAACCUCGUGGUAUUAAAGCGGUGCAUCGGCUCAAUCAAAUUAAAGCAAGUAAUCCAUGUGGAAAUAACAAUGGGGGGUGUCAACAUCUUUGCAUCAAUACGAAAACAACAUCCGGGUUGGGUUAUAGGUGUGCGUGCAACAUCGGUUGGCGUUUAACUGAAGACGAACGCAAUUGCAAUUUGGUGAAUGAUUUCCUUAUGUAUUCCCAGCAAAGAUUUAUCAAGGGCAAGGUUCUGGAUCCUGUAAUUGAAGGGUUCAGUGAUGCAAUGAUGCCAGUUGUUUCCCGACGCGCUCGUUUUGUUGGUUUAGAUUUUGAUGCUAGAGAUCAACAAAUUUACUAUUCCGACGUGCUGCAAGAUGUUAUCUAUAGGGUACACCGCAAUGGCACAGCUAAAGAGAUUGUUCUGGCUUCCCAAAACGAAGGUGUCGAGGGUUUGGCCGUGGAUUGGGUGUCAAAGAAUCUGUACUACAUUGAUAGUCGCAAAGGAACAUUAAAUGUCCUAUCGAUGCGGAACGUAACUUAUAGAAGAACACUUCUGAAGAAUUUAAAACGACCAAGAGCUAUUGUGGUACAUCCCAAUAAAGGGUACAUCUUCUUUUCGGAGUGGGACAGACCCGCGAAUAUUUCCAGAUCGUUCAGUGACGGCUCCAAUUUGAUUGUGUUUAAAAACGUUACCUUGGGUUGGCCGAAUGGUUUAGCCAUUGAUUUCGAUACUGAUAGAUUAUAUUGGUGUGAUGCUCUAUUGGAUCACGUACAACAUUCAACAUUAGAUGGCACAGAUGUAAGGACUGUAAGUUCAAGGCUAAUCCGGCAUCCAUUUAGUAUUGUCAUCUAUAAGAACUUUAUGUAUAUUACUGAUUGGAGAUUGGACGCCAUUAUAAAACUGCACAAAAUCACUGGAGACCAUGAAGAGACUUUAGUGAAAGAACCACAAACCAAUCGUCUUUACGGUGUGAAAAUCUACAGUGAAGGUGAACAAAAAGUGGAUCCAAUUCAACCCUGCCGUAUUAAUAAUGGUGGUUGUCAGAAACUGUGUUUCGCGAUGCCUAAUAAAAUCGGUAACGGUUUGAUUGCCCAAUGUGGUUGCCCAUAUGGAGAAAGAUUGAAUGGUGACGACAAGACUUGCCAAGCUGAUCCUAACUCUGAACCACCUGUGCAGGCGUGUCCGAACGCGUGGGACUUUACUUGCAACAAUCAAAGAUGCAUUCCGAAAUCGUGGGUGUGCGAUGGCGACAACGAUUGCUUGGAUAAUAGCGACGAAGAACAAAAUUGCACUAAACCAACGUGCGGUAGUAAUGAAUUCCAAUGCAAAUCAGGUCGUUGUAUUCCGAUGACGUUUAAGUGCGAUGCGGAGAAUGACUGUGGCGACUUUAGUGAUGAAACGGGCUGUGUUAAUGUAACCUGCAGUUCCACUCAGUUCCAAUGCGACAAUGGCAGGUGUAUUCCGAACACGUGGAAAUGCGAUGCUGAAAACGAUUGUGGGGACGCUUCUGACGAGGGGGAUUCCUGCGCGGAAAAGACUUGCGCAUAUUAUCAAUUUACAUGUCCUCGCACAGGGCAUUGUAUUCCACAGAGUUGGGUUUGUGACGGUGACGACGAUUGCUUUGACAAACAAGACGAAAAGGAUUGCCCGCCCAUUACAUGUCUGGCUAGUCAAUUUAAAUGUGCUGAUUUACGGCAAUGCGUGCAAGAAUCUUACAAAUGUGAUGGAAUUCCUGAUUGUAAUGAUGGGAGUGACGAAUUGGGAUGUCCAUCAAUUGCCCCUGAUCAAUGCAAUCAAGAAAAACAAUUUAAAUGUGAAUCAUCUGGAAUCUGUAUUCCUAAAUCCUGGCAUUGUGACGGAACUCCUGAUUGCGAUGACAGAUCGGACGAACCCUCAUCGUGCGGAGAGAUUUAUUGCCCAGCGAAUUUCUACAAGUGCAACAAUAACAAAUGUGUCUUCAAGGCGUACGUUUGUGACGGCAAGGACGAUUGCGGUGACAAUUCCGAUGAAGGACAUGAACACGCUUGCACCCGACCACCGUUCCGUUGUCCCACUGGCCAAUGGGCGUGCCCAGGCAUCACGGAAACCUGUGUUAAUCUCACCAAUGUAUGCGACGGCAAACCACAGUGUCCCAAUGAAGCGGACGAAGGAUCCGAUUGCGAUUUGUCUGAGUGCGACCAUCAAGGCGGAUUAUGUUCGAACGGUUGUAAACAAACGCCGACGGGCCCGCUUUGUCUGUGUCCGCCUGGUGAACAACUUAGCAAGGAUGGUUAUAAUUGUGAAGAUAUUAACGAGUGCAUUCCAGCGGGUUUGUGUUCUCAGACUUGUACCAACACCAAGGGAUCAUACUUCUGCGGAUGCACCGGCGGGUACAUUCUGGAACCCGAUAAACAUUCAUGCAAAGCAUUCAAUCACAGUGCGGCAUUCUUGAUCAUCUCAAAUAGACAUUCCAUCUUGGUUGCUGACCUCAACGAACAAGCUCUGGAAAGAGUUCCAUUGAUAGUUGAAAACGUGGUGGCGACCGCGUCUAACAUGCACACGGGUACCAUUUUCUGGUCGGAUAUGAAACUGAAGAAAAUAUCACGAUUAGAUCGCGGUUUUGACCCGAUUGACGUAAUUAAUACUGGGUUGGAUCUUGUUGAAGGAUUGGCCUAUGACUGGGUUGGUGGUAACAUCUACUGGUUGGACUCGAAACUUAAUACGAUCGAAGUUGCAAAGGAAAAUGGUACAAAUCGUAUUGUUCUUGUUAAGGAGAACAUCACUCAACCACGUGGUAUGUGUUUGGAUCCGAGUCCUGGUGCUCGGUGGAUGUUCUGGACUGAUUGGGGAGAGAAUCCACGUAUUGAACGUAUUGGUAUGGACGGCACUAACCGCUCUACCAUUAUUAACACGAAAAUCUACUGGCCUAACGGAUUAACUCUUGACACUGCAAAUCAACGCGUUUAUUUCGCUGAUUCAAAACUUGACUUUAUUGAUUUCUGCUACUAUAACGGCAGUGGACGCCAACAAGUUCUUGCUGGAAGCCAUUACCUUCUACAUCCUCAUUCAUUAACUUUUGAAGACACGCUAUACUGGACUGAUCGACAACUUAACAGGGUAUUAUCAGCACACAAGUUCAAGGGUAAUAAUCAAACAGUGGUCUCGCAUUUAAUAUCGCAACCUUUGAGUAUUCACGUACACCACCCAUCCUUGCAACCCAUAUCAGAAAAUUCCUGUGCCAAUGCCCCGUGCCAACAUAUUUGUUUACUGUCACCAAGUGCCCAGAAUGGUUACACGUGCAAAUGCAAAGCUGGUUAUCGUUCGGCCAGUGAUGGUCGUUGCAUCGAGGAAGAGUCGGCGUUCCUGAUGGUAAUGAAAGGUACCCAGAUCAUUGACGUCUCUCUGACACCAGGUGAUGUCACCACCGGAUUCCUUACUGCUAUAGUUGGAAUUGAAAAUGGUAUCCAAAUAGAUUACGAUAGGAAAACCGAUUCGAUCUAUUGGAUUGAAGGAAAACAAGAUGAUGAUGAAAAUUGCACCAUUUUCACUACACCUUACGGAGGCGGUAACAAGACGCAAUUCCUAAGUGCGAACUCCGGUAUGGUUGGAUCCGCAUCUGUCAUUGCCUUUGAUUGGCUCGGUCGCAAUCUCUUUAUCGGCAACCGUAUGGCUGGCAAUCUUGAAGUUAUAAAAGUUGAUGGUAAACUUAAAUACCGUUCAAUAAUAAUGUCCAACGAUGGAAUAAAUACAUCUAUUGCGUCACCAAAAGGCAUGUGUGUUGAUCCCACGGAAGGAAUGGUGUUUUGGACUGAUGCUGGUGGUCACGGUGUGCCGCAAAAAGUGGCACGUGUCAACAUGGACGGUUCUAAUCCGAUGAUCCUUAAAGAAAUGCCCUACCCUGAAUCGAUCACGAUGGACAUCGAAAAGAAAAUGUUGUACGUUAGUACCCCCCAUCCUGCAGCGGUCUGGGUGAUGGAUACAACCGGAAGAGACGCCCGCGUACUGCUUGCAGAGCAGAAUGACAUCUAUAAACCCAAAGCGCUCGCAGUUUUGGAUAGUCGCCUGUAUUAUUUAGAUUCGUCUUAUGAAAAGUUGGCUAGGGUUGACCUACCACAAGGCAACAACGAACGUAUUAUCAUCGAGAAUGAAGCUGAUCUUAAGACCUUUACGAUUUUCAAGAAACGAUCUUUAGUGGACCAUCCUUGUCUGCAAAACAAUGGCGGUUGCAGUCACAUUUGUUUACCAGCUCCAAACCGACACAGGAACUGCGCUUGCAAUAUCGGCUACAAGAAAGAAGAUGACAUAAACUGCGUGGCAUAUAAGACCUUUGCGGUAGUUGCACAAUUAGAUAUGGCUAGAGGUUACAGCCUUAAGGACAGCGCUGAAGCGAUGGUACCCAUUUCAGGACAGGGACAUCAUAUCUUACAUACGGAUAUACAUUUUGCUGAUAACUGGAUCUACUGGGUUGAGUUCAACAGAGGUACUUGGAAUGGUAUCUUUCGUAUUAGACCCAAUGGCAGCGAAUUGCAACCCAUUAUUCGGGAUGGUAUUGGAAGCAAUGGUAUCCGUGGAAUUACAAUUGACUGGAUUGCUGGUAACCUCUACUUUACAAAUGUUUUCCCACAUGAGAACUAUCUGGAAGUUUCGUGGUUGGACGGAUCUAACAGAAAGGUACUGGUUAAGACAACAACAGAUUCGCCGAGAGAACUGGCUGUGAAUCCGUUGAAACGUAUGCUUUAUUGGAUUGAUUAUGGACAAUACCCGCGUAUUGGUAAAGCCAACUUGGAUGGUUCCAAUUGGCAACCAUUGGUCACCUCAGGUAUUAGUAACCCACGAGAUUUAACCGUCGACAUGUUGACACACGAUGUCUACUGGGUGGAUUCUAAACUAGAUAUGAUUCAAAAGAUAAGCUGGACAGGAGGUUCACGACAAGUCAUUCGAAGAAAUCUGCCUAAUGCUAUGGGUAUCGCAGUACACAUGGGUGACGUCUAUUGGGUGGAUCGUAAUCUGCAGACCAUAUUCAAAGCAUCCAAACUGGUUGGAAACACUACUCUGCCGACCAAAGUACGAACCAAUCUUCAAAAGUUGAGAGAUAUUGCUAUAUUCGAUAUAACAAAUCAGCCAUCUGAUGAUACCAACCCGUGUUAUAAAUUGGGUAAUGGCGGAUGUGAUCAACUAUGUUUUUCGUUCCCUCCUGAUGUAUCAACACUUAACAACCCGAUGAAUUAUAAAUGUGACUGUGCUACCGGUAGACUGGCUGCUGACGGUAAACGCUGCGAAUUCUUUGAUGAAUAUCUCGUGUUCUCAACACGCACUGAAAUUCGUGCCAUUGGUCUUGACCCUAAACAAACAUCAGUUCCUUUCAAAUCCAUUUCUAAUUUGACCAAUGUUGUGGGCAUUGAUUUUGACCAUGCUGAUCAAACUAUUCUUUUCACACAAAUUCGUCCCUGGGCAAGAAUUGCUACAAUGCCAGCAAAAUCACCAUCAGUUGAUUCCAUCACGAACAUUAUCUCAAAGGGAAUCAACCGAGGAAUUGCUUAUGACUGGACGCAGAAGGUUUAUUGGACCGAUUCUUCGAAUCAUAGCAUCUACGCGAUGAAUCUUGAUGGAUCUGAUUUGGUAAUGAUGCGAGUGGAGAGACCACGCGCCAUUGUGAUUGACCCUUGUAACGGAACUCUUUUCUACACUGACUGGGGCAAAUUUGGUACAUCGGGCAAAAUCUUCCGCACAACCAUGGCUGGCUCACUUAAGAAGGUCAUCGUAGAUAAAAACUUAGCGCAACCCUCUGGUCUUGCUAUAGAUUAUGAUGAUAACAUGCUAUAUUGGACCGAUGCGGUUAGAGAGAAAAUUGAACGUUCCGAUUUGAAUGGUAACAAUCGAAAAGUGCUUAUUUCAGCAACGAUUUAUCCGUUUUCGAUCACCGUGAGUGGAAAUUAUAUUUACUGGACCGACUUGCAGCUUAGAGGUGUCUAUCGGGCUGAAAAACAUACAGGUGCAAAUAUGAUUGAAAUGGUCAAGAGAUUAGAGGAUAGUCCCAGGGACAUUCAAGUGUUUUCAACUCUGAGGCAAGCGUGUAAGGUAAACCCGUGCCAUAUUAAUAAUGGCGGUUGUGCGAAGAGUUGUCAUCCUGGUAUUAAUGGAACUUCUGAGUGCAAGUGUGAUGAUAACACUAAACUCGUCAAUGAGGGAAGGAUGUGUGUUCCCAAGAACAACACCUGUGACUCGAGCAAGUUCUACUGCGCCAACGGGAAGUGUAUUAGCCGCAUGUGGUCCUGCGAUGGAGAGGAUGAUUGUGGGGACAACAGUGAUGAAGACACUAAUUAUUGCUCAUUCCAUUCAUGUUCUCCCAAUGAAUUCCGCUGCAACAAUGGCCGAUGCAUAUUCAAAUCGUGGAAAUGUGAUCAUGAGAACGACUGCAAAGAUGGUUCCGAUGAGGUGGACUGCGAAUAUCCCCCAUGUGCGAAUGGUGAAUUUACGUGUGCCAAUCACAGAUGUAUUCCGAUGACACAAGUCUGCAACGGUAUCAACGAUUGCAAGGAUAACGUGACUUCUGAUGAAACCCACGAACGUUGCCCGCAAAAUACUACGUGUCCUGUGAACCAUCUUAAAUGCGAGAAGACCAAUAUUUGCGUAGAACCUUACUGGCUGUGCGAUGGUGAUAAUGACUGUGGUGAUAAUUCUGAUGAAAACCCUCUACACUGUGCGCAAAGAACUUGUCCACAAAAUAGUUUCCGAUGCCCGAACCAUCGUUGCAUUCCUGCAACUUGGUAUUGCGAUGGUGACGAUGAUUGUGGGGACGGUGCCGAUGAACCCCCAGAAUACUGCAAGAGUGAAGGUCGCACUUGUUUCGGGGACCUGUUUACUUGUGACAACGGCAAUUGCAUUCCACGAAUUUACAUCUGCGACGGUGAUAAUGAUUGCGUAGAUAACAGUGAUGAAGAUAGUCGUCAUCAGUGCAAUGACCGACGGUGUGAUGACGAAACUGAAUUCACAUGCGAAGCGAAUAAAGCGUGGGGCAGGGCGCAGUGCAUUCCUCGAAAAUGGCUCUGCGACGGUGAUCCAGAUUGUGUCGAUGGCGCUGAUGAGAACUCUACGCUGCACAGUUGUGCCACACCGUCGCCCUGCUCAGAAGAUCAAUUUACUUGUGCGAAUGGGCGCUGCAUCAACAAAGGUUGGCUGUGUGAUCAUGACAAUGAUUGUGGUGAUGGUACUGACGAGGGUAAAGAGUGCAACUCUAAAUACAAAACUUGCUCGUCUUUGGAGUUUAGCUGUCAGAACUUUAAGUGUAUUCGCAAGCAGUACAGAUGCGAUGGGGAGGAUGAUUGUGGUGAUCAUUCAGAUGAAGUUGGAUGCAAAAAAGAUAAUAGCACCUGCAAAACUCCAGGAGAAUUCACAUGUAACAAUGGGCAAUGUAUUGACUAUCAACUUGUGUGUAACAAAGUUCCAGAUUGCGCCGAUGAAUCUGACGAACCUGCCCAUUGUAAUGUUGACGAAUGUGCCAAAGUGGAGAUCCACCAAUGUGGCCACAAGUGCGUGGAUACACCCACUGGUUUCUACUGUGAAUGCAACCAAGGAUAUAAACUGCUCAACGACAAUAAAGCCUGUAUCGAUAUAGACGAAUGUAUAGAAACUCCUGGUGUGUGUUCUCAAUACUGUUCCAAUACUCCAGGCGGCUACUACUGUAAAUGCAACGACCAAUACUACGACCGUCAACUGGAUGAGCAUACUUGCAAACGAAAAGACAAAACCGAACCCUGGUUGAUCUUUACCAACAAAUACUACAUUCGCAAUAUGUCUGUUGACGCGUCUGUUUACAACCUCAUGCACCAAGAUUUACUUAACGUUGUCGCCAUUGAUUACGAUUAUCAAGAUCAGAAACUUUACUUUGCCGAUGUGACGGCUAAAACAAUAUUUAGGUCGAAUAUAGGUGGAACUGGAGAGAAGGAACCAGUCAUUCGUCAUGACUCCCAUGGUUUAGAAGGAAUAGCUGUUGAUUGGAUUGGACGAAAAUUAUACUGGUUGGAUAGACAUUCGAAGAAUCUGGAUGUAGCGGAACUGGAUGGCACGAAACGCAAAACCUUAAAAACUGGUAUACCUGAUCCGAGAGCACUAGUUGUGCAUCCUGGCACAGGAUAUUUGUACUUUGCGUCGUGGCAUCUCCAAGCUUAUAUUGGAAAGAUUGGUAUGGAUGGAUCAAAUUUUACGAGAAUCUUAACGUGGGAGGAUGAUAUUGCUUGGCCAAACGCAUUGACGAUCGAUUAUUUCACUGAUAGAGUAUACUGGGCUGAUGCUCAUUUAGAUUAUAUUGCAUUUGCUGAUUUAGAAGGCCGUCACAGACAUAUCGUACUCUCCGGAGACAGUGUGCCUCAUGUAUUUGCGCUGUCAUUAUUUGAUGAUUAUGUAUAUUGGACUGAUUGGAAUUUGAAGGCAAUUAGCCGCGCGAAUAAGUUCACAGGCAAGGAUUUGACCGUUAUCAGGAACACAACGCAUAGACCGUAUGACAUUCACAUUUACCACAGUUUACGGCAGUUGCCAUAUACUAAUCCAUGCGGUACCAACAAUGGCGGAUGUUCGCAUUUAUGCUUAAUUUCACCACCGCUAGCAUCCAGUUAUCUUAACAUUGACGGAUAUGGUGACGAAGGAGCCACUGGAUAUAAAUGCGUAUGCCCCAAUCAGUUCUACUUAGCUAACGACCAAAAGACCUGCAUCGCCAACUGCACCCAAGGUCAAUGGACCUGUGGUGGCCACGACGAGAAGUGCAUUCCGUGGUUCUGGCAGUGUGAUGGUGAAAAAGACUGCAAAGAUGGAUCGGACGAACCUGCAACCUGCCCACCUCGACAAUGUCGCGCAGGAACAUUCCAAUGUAAAAACGGUAAUUGUACUCCCUCGGCAACGAUCUGCGAUGGUACCGACGAUUGCGGUGAUGGCUCUGAUGAACAAAAUUGUAACAUGCCCUGCCCCGAGCUUGAAUUUAAAUGUCGGUCGAACGGCAGGUGUAUAUUGGACUCAUGGAAAUGCGAUGGUGAUGCGGAUUGCAAAGAUGGCAGCGAUGAAGACCCAAGCAUAUGUCAUAAAAGAGCCUGUGAUCCCGAUACCGAAUUCUCUUGCAAAAAUGGACGCUGCAUUCCAAAGUUGUGGAUGUGUGACUUUGACAAUGAUUGUGGGGACGAUUCCGAUGAACCUGCUUACAUCUGCCGACAAAAGAACUGUACAACAGGAUGGCAACGUUGCCCAGGCAGGUCUAACUACAGGUGUAUUCCAAAGUGGUUGUUCUGUGACGGUAAAGACGAUUGUAGGGAUGGUUCUGAUGAAUUACCACAAUACUGUCCCAGUUGCAACUCAGACACGGACUUCAAAUGCGCGAAUAAUCGUUGUGUGCCAAAACAAUGGACUUGCGAUUUUGCUGAUGAUUGUGGUGACGGCUCUGAUGAAACAGAAGCUUUAUGUAAAGGAAGUUACCGCGAAUGUUCUGAAUCUGAGUUUAGAUGUAAAAAUGGAAAGUGUAUAUCAAACCGCUGGCGCUGCGAUCAUGAAGAUGAUUGUGGCGAUAACACCGAUGAAAUGGGCUGCAGUGGUUACCAAUGCAAGAACAGGACCUUCCAGUGUUCAUCAGGACAUUGCAUUGCCUCUUACUUCCGGUGUGAUGGUGACCGCGAUUGCCGCGAUAUGUCUGAUGAAAUGAAUUGUCCUCCAAGAUACCCAGGCGGUCGUUAUUGUCCGGAAUCACGGUUCCAGUGUGAUAACCAUCUUUGCAUCAGUCAAGCAGAUCUUUGUGAUGGUGCUGAUGAUUGCGGUGACGGAUCCGAUGAAGCGCACUCAUUGUGUACGGAUUUUAAUUGCGAUACUCUACGGCGAUUCCAAUGUGCUAACCACCGAUGCGUACCCAGGUACCAACUUUGUGAUGGUGUUGAUAAUUGUGGUGAUGGCUCAGAUGAAAACAACAUGACUUUAUGCGCCACUAAACACAAACCGUGCAACGGCCAAGUAGAAUACCAAUGUGCUAAUAAGAAAUGUAUCGAUAGAGCGCAGGUAUGUGAUUUUGCGGAUGAUUGUGGAGACGGUUCAGACGAACUUGGUUGCCAUCAUAACAGUGUUUGCUUAGAUAGCAACCGAGGUGGUUGCGAUCAUCAAUGCAUGAACCUUACUGACGGCGGAUAUAUCUGUGUGUGCCGCUCAGGUUACAUAAUCUCAAAAGAAAAUAGAAAGAAAUGCCAAGAUGUGGACGAAUGCGCUACAGGAACACACCACUGCUCACAAACGUGCAGUAAUUUGAACGGCACCUAUGGUUGUUCGUGCAAGGCCGGAUUCCAGUUAAGUGAUGGUCUUUCCGGUGUUUGUAAGGCCGAGGAAAGUGAAGUGACUCUGUUGUUUGCUAAUGGCCCUGAGAUCCGUGCUUAUACUCUCCGUGACCAAGACGAAAUUGAUGUCAUCAGUGAGGAGAAACGCAUUGAAGCUUUAGAUUACAACCCCGAUUCAAGCAUAAUCUUCUGGGCGGAUAGCUAUGAUAAAACCAUCAAGAGGUCGUACAUGGUCAACGCAUUGAAUGGACAGGUCAAAACAGGAUUUGCGCAAGAUUUGAACAUGAAAGGAAAUAGUAAGCCUACUGCGGUCGCGAUUGAUUGGAUCGGAGAUAAUUUAUACUGGACUGAGAUAGACCGUGCUGGAUCCAAACCUAAGGGACGUGUUAUGGUUGCCAAGACAGAUGGACGUUACCGAAGAGCUGUAGUCAACGUAGGGCUUGAAAGUCCAAGCUCGCUGGUCGUUGAUCCACAAUUAGGAAGAAUGUUCUGGUCGGAUUCUGGCUCCGCACCUAAAAUUGAAGUGUCCUGGAUGGAUGGCUCAAAACGAAGACCUUUGAUUACGGAGAAUAUCCGACACCCGACCGGAUUGUCUAUCGAUUACUCUAUGGACCAUACGUUAUACUGGGUUGACACAAAAUUGAAUACUAUUGAAACAAUGAAAUACGACGGAUCUAACCGAAAGACCAUCUUGAAGGGAGAAGUAUUAAAACAUCCUAUAUCGUUGGAUGUGUUUGAGUCCAGUCUAUAUUGGGUCACAAGAGACACUGGCGAAUUAUUACGUCAAGAUAAAUUUGGUCGUGGUGUACCUGUUAUCAUUCAAAGAGACCUGGUGAAUCCAUCCGGUGUGAAAGUCUAUCACAAUUUAAGAUAUAACAAAACAAUUUCAAAUCCAUGCAUGGAUAACAAAUGUUCACAUCUUUGUUUGUUGGUACCGAGUGGUCAUAGAUGUUCUUGCCCAGAUACGCCACAAGUGCCAGCGCAUCGCGGAAAAGCUGAGAUAUUAUGUGACGCGGCGGCCGAACGCCCAAGACCAUUACCCAGAAUCUGUGAGUGUCAAAAUGGCGGUGUAUGCAGGGAAACCGACACCAAUAAAUUGAUGUGCGAAUGCCAAGAGGACUUCAGUGGUACUAAUUGCGAUGUGCAUACAGCACAUAGCAGAUUCAGCGGCGGAGGUAACACAGCCGCCAUCAUCAUUCCAAUAGUGGUUAUCUUGUUAGUUGUUGGUGCUGCUACUGGCGUUUGGUUCUUUAUCAGAAAGAGACCAUUUGGAAAGGGAAGUUUAGGUAGUUUGUCCAGCAGUCAGACCGUGUCAUUCCGACAGGGUACCAAUGUGGAAUUUGGACCUAAUACCUUUGGAGGUAGUAAUGGAAGUUCGGUAGAGCCGAUGGAUGUUGCAUAUACGCUAGAUCCAGUCGGCAAUAAAAACAGGGACUUCCACAAUCCCAUGUAUGACGCGGUUCAAGGUGGUAACCCAGAUUCCACUGGUAAUGGUAGUUCAGCUUUAUAUGAAGUACCAGUAGAUGUGACAAAAUCAAAAUCCGAUACGUUUACGGAACCACCAAGCGCCAUCUUGGCGCCGUCGAGCGUCAUCCACCGCUCUUCGCCGCAAAUUAACAUCCGGCAUCGCGAGCUGGAUCCGGCACAUGACACCGGCAAAGAUACGCAGAAACUUGUCGAGGAGGACUGCUGAUAUCGGCUCAAGUACGACCUACCGACGCUGAGCUAUUUAUACAAGUUUCUACUCACGCAUUAUGCGAAAAAGUGAACAAAAAAAAAACAAGAAAAACGAUGCUCGUUCAUCUUUUUUAUAUAAUUAACUAAAAUCUAAAUCUAAAUUUUGUUGUGACCACUCUAUUGAAGAAUGAUUAAGUAAUUAAGUAAGUAAGCGAAUUCCUAAUUAUGUUUAAAUUUUACGAUUACGUAUCUGGAGGAUAUCAUAUAGACAAUUUAUAUUUUUAUGCAAAGAUAUUUGAGUUUGAUACCAAAACAAAGACGCGAUUAUAUCAAGAGAGAAAACUGCGUCUCUUUAAAACUCGCAGCGAUUAUGAUAAAUGCAAUACUUUGAUGCUAACGAUGACGUUGAUGAAGGGUGCGGAUUGAGUAGAAGAUGAGAAAUUAUUUUUAUAACGAGUUAUUGGUGUGCUUGUGAACAUUUACUAAAAAAUUGCCAGAGUGUGCAACUUAAUAUCAGACACCCGGAACAGAUAUAUCAGCUUUUCUUUAACUUACAAUGGAAAAUAAUAACCAAAGUGCCAUUUCAAAGAAAGCAUGAAGCACGCAGUGAGAAAGCGCGACACGAACGAGAGAAUCCAACAGCAAUUCUUCCAUAAUGUAAGAUUAUGUAAAUAUAGCGUUAUAAAUUUAGUGUGUAAUAUAUUAAUGAAUACAAUAAUAGCAGGGAUGAGCGAACAAAGCUAACAACACAAAAACAUUCGGGACAAAAACUCUACUUGUUUGGAGAGACUGCAUUACAUUCCAAUAAACCUAAAACAGUUUUUUAAUUCUAAUGAUAUAAAUACUUUUUAAAUUUUACGCGACUCGUUGGUUGAAAAAAAGUGGAAUAAUUUGUUUAUUUUGUUUUAUAUAAUAUUAGUUGUAUCUAUGCAUAUAUAUUUAAUAAUUGUUAAAUAGUUGGCUCUAUAUUUUAUCAAUGUCAUAUCUUCAAAUCGAUGUCAAUGUCGCAGAGGGAGGACCGUCCAUGUAAAACGAAAGGGAAAAAACAACUACAGCGCGUCUUUUUUGCAUAAAAUGGCCGCCAAACAGCAAACAUGUAAAUAAAUCUGUUAUUAUGAGCGAUGUGUUACAUGUCACGUACAAUCAUGUGAAACGAUCGAGUUUAGUAAAUUAAUUGUACUUAUUGUGUGUAUCCGGCCUCAUAAUAAUUGAUUGCUGCGCGCGCAACAACACAUAAUUAUAAAUUUCGGGGGAUCAAAGAUGUAUGUUUCUUUUCCAGUAAAAUAUAGUGGUUGUUUUAUAUGGCGAUUUAUAAA